AUGGCCUUAAUAUCAUCAUUGAACACCUGGACACUCAUUCCAAUUGCAGCAGGACUGUACCUAGCAAUUUACAUCGUGUAUUACAGAUAUCUACACCCUCUCGCAAAGUACCCUGGUCCAUUUCUUGCCUCCUUGACGGACCUGUGGCAAACCUACCAAUUUAUGACCCUACAACAGCCCUAUUAUCUGACCAAAUUGCACGAGAAACACGGCCCCAUUGUGCGUUAUGGGCCGGACAAACUCAGCGUGACACAUGAAAGUGCGAUCAAGUUGAUUUACCAAACACCGGCGCGGUUGAUGCCCAAGACACAAUUCUACGAUGCCUAUGGUGCAGCACACCCAAAUGUGUUUGGAAUGAGGGAUGAAGCUGUAAGGAGAGAAUUCGCCCUAGAAAAUCCGACAUACCAAACUAAUCAAAACACGGAUCAGUUGCACUCCAUACGUAGAAGACACAUGUCGCAUGGUUUCUCCAUUAGCUACGUCAAGGAAAUGGAGCAAUACAUGGAUAUAAAUGUCAAAAUCCUCAAAGAGAAACUCUAUUCAUACGCAGCUUCUGGCCGGCCAUUCGAUCUCAAAAAGGCCCUUCAUCUCUAUGUCGUCGACACGCUGGGGGAGUUGGCAUUUAGUCAGUCCUUCAAUGUGCAAAAGCCAGAUGAUGAAUCCCGUGCACCUCCAGUCAAAGAACAUAGCCUUUUAGCAGCUGUGACGGGCUCAUGGCCCGCAAUGACUAGUAACCUGAAGACAUGGCUUCCCUUUGUGCCUCACAAGGGCCUGCAGAAACUAUUUCAGGGACGACAAGCGUGUGCAGACUUGGCAUCCGAGUGCGUACAGGCGCGACUCUCGGUUUUACGGAAUGACGAGAAGUCAAAUGAUUUCAACACCGCUGCGAAACGCAAGGAUCUAUUGACAAACCUUAUAUUGGCCCAACAUCCAGAGACUGGAGCUCGGUUGACACAGACUGAUUUGGAAACUGAGGCGUUUGGAUUCAUUAUUGCAGGAACACAUACCACAGGGGCCACGGCAUCGCUGCUUUUCUAUCACUUGCUGCAUGACCCUGAGGCCAUGGCAAAAUGUGUAGCCGAAAUCAAGGAAAACCUUCCAUCGCUAGAGCCCGAGCAAGAUGCCUACCCAGUCGCCCAAGUCGAAGCUUCAUUGCCUUUUCUACGCGAUUGCAUGAAAGAGAACUUUCGUCUUACCCCGGUGUUUACUAUGCCUCUUGCUCGACGGAUCAUGGAUCCGAAAGGUCUUUUCAUAGGAGACAGUCAUAUUCCCACUGGUCGUAACCAGACAUCUGUCGCAGUAUGCAACCAUGCUUUUCAUCAUAACCCUUCUGUUUGGGGACCGAACCACGAUCUUUUUGACCCUUUACGGUGGACUAGCGAUACUAGUGUGGCCGAGAAAUCGCGUCUACUUAUGCAUUUCGGGAUGGGCGGCAGACAAUGCAUAGGAAAGACGAUCGCCAUGAGCAACAUAUACAAGCUAAUGAGCACGCUAUUGCAUGAAUUCGAUUUUGACUUGGGCAGCGAGGGCGAGAAGAUGGAUGUGGCGAACGGGCUGUUUCGGGGCAAGAUUCCUGAGAUGGUCAGCGUUGGGAUCAGCGAUUUGAAAGACCCGCUGAUGGUGAGGGUGAAGGCAACGGUUUGA
Talaromyces rugulosus is the source of this 1644-nucleotide messenger RNA. RefSeq lists its product as uncharacterized. The transcript is spliced from 3 exons. Lineage: Eukaryota; Fungi; Ascomycota; Eurotiomycetes; Eurotiales; Trichocomaceae. The record is from RefSeq and is a predicted model, not a curated record. Gene Ontology annotation, molecular function: heme binding; oxidoreductase activity, acting on paired donors, with incorporation or reduction of molecular oxygen; monooxygenase activity. The coding region runs from base 1 to 1644 and encodes 547 amino acids.